GCAACAAACAUGACGGCGAUGGCCGCCUGCCGUUUUGUACGGCGAAAAAUUUCAUCACCCGCCUGUAGAAGUCAAGUUUUACCACUCAUACAUCGUUGCAUUUAUUUCAAAGAACAAAAUUUACCUUUCGUUCGGCAGUUUUCUUCAGUAGAGGAAGAAAACAAAGCGGCUUCCCAAGACUUGAAGCUGAGUGACAACUGUAUAAAGCAACUGAAAAAGAUAUUCCCAGAUGACAAAGAUGGAUUUCUUCGUGUAGCAGUAGAGGGAGGUGGUUGUUCAGGAUUUAAAUACGCCUUUGACGUUGAUUCUGAUAUCAGCGAAGAUGAUAGAAUAUUUGAAAGAGAUGGUGCAAAGGUUGUCAUUGAUGAAAUUUCAUUGGAGUACCUGAAAGGUUCCACAGUGGACUACCAUGAAGAACUUAUACGCUCUGCUUUCAGAAUUUUACUCAACCCUAAUUCAGAAACAGGGUGUUCCUGUGGUGCAUCAUUUUCCUUUAAACUUUAACAAAACUAAUAAACGGUAUAUACUUAUCAAGUAAACACCACAGUGUACAUUUGAUAUUAAGCAUUUGUGAGGAGGGAUUCCUCUAUUAACUCGUAAUGUUAACAAUUAUGUAAAAUCAUUACAAGGUACAUGUAAACAUUAUUUAAAACUGAAGCGUUUCUUGAUUUGCAAUGUCUCACCAUAAUUGUACAGAUUUCAAAGAAUGAUUAAGGUCACCAAUUUUUGCCAUCCUCAUUAUUUUGUAUCUCAUAACCCCCAAAAUCUUCUGGCUGGUUAUAGCAUUAUGUAAGGGGGUCAUUUCUUGGUAAUUUUUCCUCAGUCUGCAACAUUCAAUAAUCACAAAGACAACAUUUAUUUGAGAUCAGUGUGUAAUGGAAUAAAUAUUAUGAGCUACAUUUUAUGGCAGAUAAUCUGGUAGCAACCAUAUUAAAAAAAUAACCGAUCCUAAAUGUAGUUGUUAUUGUUAAAGGUUAUUUUAAAGAUAAAAAGUGAGAAUUUAAGUCAAAUUUAACUUCGUGACUGAGAUGAGGAAAAACUUAUCAAAAAUAAAGAAAUUAAUUGUUUAAGAAACUUCUCCUCUUUUAAUGGAUUUGCUGAGACCUCAUUUCAUUCCCAGAUCUGAAAAACACUGAGUGAUUCUUGAAAUGAGGGUCAACUUCUAAAACCAAGGCUUUAACAUGCCUAACUUGUACAUCAUUUAUUGAAAUAAAGUAUAUUUCUCACGA
Molecule: messenger RNA, 1229 nt
Organism: Pocillopora verrucosa
Lineage: Eukaryota; Metazoa; Cnidaria; Anthozoa; Scleractinia; Pocilloporidae
Product: iron-sulfur cluster insertion protein ErpA-like
Biological process (GO): iron-sulfur cluster assembly
Cellular component (GO): mitochondrion
Molecular function (GO): iron ion binding; 4 iron, 4 sulfur cluster binding; 2 iron, 2 sulfur cluster binding
Source: RefSeq, a predicted model, not a curated record